Messenger RNA from Pipra filicauda (Wire-tailed manakin), 2559 nucleotides. RefSeq names its product zinc finger and BTB domain containing 6 (gene ZBTB6). Lineage: Eukaryota; Metazoa; Chordata; Aves; Passeriformes; Pipridae. Gene Ontology annotation, biological process: regulation of transcription by RNA polymerase II. The transcript has a single exon. The record is from RefSeq and is a predicted model, not a curated record. The coding region runs from base 147 to 1430 and encodes 427 amino acids. Gene Ontology annotation, molecular function: RNA polymerase II cis-regulatory region sequence-specific DNA binding; DNA-binding transcription factor activity, RNA polymerase II-specific; protein binding.
CCGGCCGGUGAGCGGGGCGCGGCGGGCGGGCCGGGAGCCCCGGACAGCGGGCCCGGAGCCCCGGACAGCGGGUCCUGAGCCCCGGACAGCGGGCGCGGGUGGGCAGGGCCCGGGGAGACGCUCCGGCGGCGGCCGCGGGUCCCGCCAUGGCGGCGGACUCGGAGGUGCUGCACUUCCAGUUCGAGCAGCAGGGCGAUGCCGUGCUGCAGAAGAUGAACCUCCUGCGGCAGCAGAACCUCUUCUGCGACGUGUCCAUCUACAUCAACGACACGGAGUUCCAGGGGCACAAGGUGAUCUUCGCAGCCUGCUCCACCUUCAUGCGGGACCAGUUCCUGCUCAACCAGUCCCGGCAGGUGCGGAUCACCAUCCUGCAGAGCGCAGAGGUGGGCAGGAAGCUGCUGCUGUCCUGCUACACGGGCGCGCUGGAAGUCAAGAAGAAGGAGCUGCUGAAGUACCUGACGGCCGCGAGUUACCUGCAGAUGGUUCACAUCGUGGAGAAGUGCACCGAGGCUUUGUCCAAGUACUUGGAGAUCGAUGCUUCCAUGGAGAGCUGUGCCCAGGCUGCAGAGGGGUGCCACUCCUCAGAUGCUGAACUGAGGAAUGGGGAUGAGGCUUUAGAUAAAGACUGUGAAAUAAUUGAGAUCUCUGAAGACAGCCCAGAGAAUGAAGAAUACCCGGUGAAGCAGGAGGAGGGGGAUGGCCCACAGCCCAUGGCACAGAGCUUGGUGUCAGAAAGGAAGGACACAAAAUCCCCAGAAAUAUCAACAGUAGAAAUCGGGUAUAAGGAUGAUGAAAUCUGUAUCUUCAGAAUGGAUUCUGUGAGUGUAGCGAAUGUAGAAAAUGAUCGUUUUCCUCAGCCUUGCACUUCCUCUAAAACAAAUUUGUAUUUCCCAGAAACCCAGCACUCUUUGAUAAACUCUACAGUUGAAAGCAGAAAUACAGAAAUGUCAGGAAAUCACUUCCAGGCUUUUGUCAGUGACAACCCAGAAGGAACUUCUAGCGGGGUAAAUGGGUUCCAGAGCCUGGAGGAUUCUGGCAGCUCGUGGCGGCACCAGUGUCCCAAGUGUCCGAGGGGGUUCCUGCACCUCGAGAACUAUCUCAGACAUCUCAAGAUGCACAAACUUUUCCUGUGUUUGCAGUGCGGCAAAACGUUUACGCAGAAAAAGAAUCUCAACAGACACAUCCGGGGGCACAUGGGGAUCCGGCCCUUCCAGUGCAUGGUGUGCCUGAAGACUUUCACUGCCAAGAGCACACUCCAGGACCACCUCAACAUCCACAGCGGGGACAGGCCCUACAAGUGCCACUGCUGCGACAUGGACUUCAAACACAAAUCUGCUCUCAAAAAGCAUUUGACUUCUGUUCAUGGGAGGAGCAGCAGCGAAAAACCAAACCUGAACAAUAUUACAAAGGUUAAAAUAGACUAUGAUUGACAGCUGGGUGGCUGUGGAGUCAGGCUCCACAGAAAGCUCCUGGCUAGUGAAAUUCUAGAUGCAAUUCCAGCUCCAGAUCCCCAUGUAACAGAGAGAAGCACAAACAGGUGACUGGUGAUCCAAGACAGGCCUUGGGGUAGCAAACUUGGCUGUUCACUUAAGGUUGCUGUUGCUGUCAGUGAAAAAAAAAGGUGUUUCCUAAUUGAAAGUAAACUGCAAAUGAUGGGAAAUUAUUUCAUGCUUCUCUUCUAUUAUUCUGAGCACGUUCUGAUCCCCCCCAAUGAUGUUUUACAUUCCUGGUUUCAAGGGCAGGCACCACUGACUGUCAAACUAUUACUGAUACUGCAAUAAGCUGAAGCCUGAGCCAUGGUGUUGGUGACAACAGCUGAGAGAAGGGGAUGUUUGUGUUUAUUCAGUCCCAUCCAGUUCAUGGAUCAUUUAUGGUGAAAUCAUCUCCUUCCUUGCCCAAACUUUGCUAGAUCUUUCAACAGAAAGAAGGCGUGUUUUCAUGCCCAAGUCUGUGAUGUUUAAGAAAGGAUACACAACAAAAACUUCCUUACAAGGAAGCUUUCAAAUCGCCUCUUGCAAAUAGAGAAUUGGUAAAAGAGAAGUAAACAAACAGUAUUGCCUUGCAGUUCAUUUGUAACUGGAUAGUCCCGUGAGAAGGACUUGCUUUUAGUUUAAGUUCUGAAUUUUUAUAAACUUUCUUAUAAUAGUGCUUUUUUUCUGUCAUACCAGUGUUUUGCGCCUGUAUUUGAGUAAUUUCAAUUAAGUUUAGUCCUGUUUACUGAGUUGUAACAUUUGCCCUCAUUUUUUACAGAUGUUAGAUACAUACACUCGUGAAAUUCAGCUGUGUGCUGUUGCGUAACCACAGUUUUAACAUUAAUUUUGAAAAUUAGCAACAGCUUAGACAUAGGGGUCUCAUACUCUGAUUCUGUGACACGGUAACACAGUAAAGAUGUGUGUUUGCAUAGGUGUGUUUGUGCUUUGUCAAAGCUCAUUUUGGUUUCAUUAUGAUCAUUGAGAGCCCUGUGAUGCAGAGUCUGUAUCCUGAAUGUGUCUUUGACUGGUACAUGUUUCUUCCACUUAAUGUGAUAUAAAUAAAGAGUUAAUUCAGUUGUUAAUAUGA